Messenger RNA from Chara braunii, 4060 nucleotides. The record is from the annotation of a GenBank genome assembly. Lineage: Eukaryota; Viridiplantae; Streptophyta; Charophyceae; Charales; Characeae.
CCGUGAUUACAGGCAGCUGUAGCCACGUUUGGCCGUAGUUGCGGUCAGAUACAUUUACGAAAGUGCUAGUGUCGAUAGAGUGCCGUCGUGCUAGUUUUGGAUGAAGGUGGUAGAAUGCCGGAUUACAAACACUCCACUCCACUCCACUCCACUCCACACAGGAUGAUGACCAUGGGGUAUUCUUGCUCAGAGUUCGAGUAUUUAACGCUGAUUUUGAUCGGAUUUUUAAACUGUAAUCAUUCUGAUCAGUUAUUGUAGUUACGCCGAACUUUCGUCGCAACUUUCUACGGUGUUUAUCCAGGCAGAUGCACUGUAUAUUGGUAGAGUUGCUUUUUGUCAUCUCAACGACCACCUCUUUCUCUUUGAUACGUAGUUCUUAAGAAAUAAGUAAUAAUCGAAAUGAUGCCUUGAUAGCUUAUGCAAGUAGAUUGAUGGAACGGCUUGUCGAUUGAUCUAUUGAUUGAUUCAUCGAUUACUUGAUCGAUUGAUUGAUUAAUCUCUUACUUGAUCGAUCGAUUGAUUGAUUAAUCUAUUACAUGAUUGGUUGAUUGGUUGAUUGGUUGAUUGGUUGAUUGGUUGAUUAAUUGAUCAAAUGAUCCAUCGAUUGAUUGAUUGAUUGAUUGAUUGAUUGAUUGAUUGAUUGAUUGAUUGAUUGAUAGUUGAUGACGAAAGACGUUGGUGCCGUCUGUCUGUCUAUGUAUCAAUUGGUUCCUGCCACAGCUGCUUCCGGUCUGUAAGGGGAGAGAAAGUGGGAGUUGGGCUGAUUUUAUUUGAGCGGCGGCGAUAUCGAAAGCCUCUGAUUUCGGGUAAGGGGGGAAUUGGAAGAAGAACGAGAGAGAGAGAGAGAGAGAGAGAGAGAGAGAGAGAGAGAGAGAGAGAGAGGAGAAGGGACAGGGGAAGUGUUAGAGCAGAAGAAGGGGAAAAGGGAAAAGGAAACGGAAGAGAAGUGGGGCGAUCAGUAGUGGAAAACGAGAGAGGGGAAGGAAAGGGAGAGGGUGGAGAGAGAGCGGCUGGAAGAGGAGUGUCGCGGAGGAGCGCGUCAAAAAAAAAGAAAAAAGCGAAGGAAGAGAGGUCAACUGGACAAUAGCGACGAGAUUUGCAUGUUCCGAUAGAGCUUGCAGGAAAAAAAAAACAACAACAACCUUGAUUAAAGGUGGAGAAAAGGAGAAAAAAGUAGAAUAGCAGAAGAAGAGAGAAGAAGAAGAAGAAGAGAGAAGAGAAGAAGAAGAGAGAAGAAGGAGAAUAAGAAUAAGAAUAAUAAUAAGAAGCAGAAGAACGAAAAGGGGAGGGAGAGGAGAGGGACAACGAGAACGAGAGAGAAGCCGAAGACGAAACCACAAGGAGUGCCUGGAGUGGGAAGUAGGAGCAUUAGCAGAAACAGCAGAAACAAAAGUCUUCUAAGUUCUUCUAAGUUCUUCUAAGUUCUUCUAAGUUCUUCUUAGUUCUUCUAAGUUCUUCUUAGCAUGAGCGUAAUUUAAGAACUUAGAAGAAGAAGAAGAAGAAGAAGAAGAAGAAGAAGAAGAAGAAACAAAAGACAAAAAAGUCUUAAAAGGCAAACGAUCAACUUGUUUGAUGAGCAGUAUGGCGUUUGUAAGACAAGCUUGUCCUCCUCCACAACCUCAUCAUCCUCAUCGUCAUCAUCAUCCUCAUCAUCGUCAUCCUCAUCCUCAUCCGCAUCCGCAUCCUCAUCAUGAUCUCGGUCAGAUUCACGACAAUAACCGCCAUAGCCGCUGCGUUCGUGCUCGUUCGUCUCUCUCAGCGAUGUCGUUCUUCUCCUCUCCCGUUGCUGGUGUUCCGCUGCCGUUCGUUCAUCUUCUCCUCGUCCUUCUGCUCGUCUUUCAUCUGCGCGGGGAGCUCUUUUCUUCUUCUUCUUCUUCUUUUUCUUCUUAUUCCUCUUCUUCUUCGUCUUCUACCACCAUCUCCACUACCUCAACAUCGACCACGACACUUCACGUUCCCCGCCGUCGAUCUCUCUCUCUCUUUGUCGAGGGCAUUGCCACCGACCCUCUUGCUGACCAUGGCCCUGUCGAGCUUGAAGAGCGUAAUCGCUCAAUUACCCUUCGCAAUGGACUCGUUAACAUUACAAUCCAACUGCCAUUUGGAUUCAUCACCUCUAUUCAAUAUGCCGGCAUCGAUAACAUCCUAUUCACUGAUCAGACAAUCCCUUGGGGUGGGGUAGGGGUAAAUAACAGCACGAAUGGCAGCAGCAGCAGCACUUCUUCUUCUUAUUCGAACGGCGAUGGCGGCGCCCCUCCGCCGUCAGAUCUAGGCGAUUCCACCGCCGACGGUCUGGAUGACAGUUUUCAACCCGGUGAUCUAUUCGACAGCGUUCAUGAUUCUCUCCCCUGUUAUGAUGGUGAUUACUGCUACGAUCCGACGGUCUCCUCUACCUAUUACGCGGCGGAGAAUGCGAGCUCUCAAGCGGAGCUCACGCGCAAUCACGGGGAGCCGAGCAAGCGCGCGGCUUGGGACAUGACGUGGGCAAGAGAGAAGAUAGAUGACAGAGGACUAUAUGAUAUCCAACAGAAUCGAUUUCAGCGGCUUUUUGGCACUAAUUAUAGUGUUAUUUAUCCUCCCCCAUCCGUUUCUUCUUAUUCCGAUUUCUCUAUUUACUCCUCUGACCACAAUUCUUCUUCCUCUUCUUCCUUCUCUAAUACGACAAAUAGUACUAAUGCUGGUAGCGGGAGCAGAUUUCUUCGCUCCGCAGAUCGAAUAGAGAUCAGUUUCUUGUCCACGUUCAAUGCUUCCAUUUACGGAAACGGUAGCGCCGUUAACGCUAGUCAAGAAACCCGACGGCGCGCUCGGGACGCGCCGAUCAAUUUCGAUAUCCGUUACGUUAUGGAGAGUGGUAAGGCUGGAAUUUACACUUAUCUGAUCCUGGACCACACAUCGGACCAGGAUCAUCUCUUGCUCGUCGAGCUGCGCAUGGUUGUCCGCCUGCGUCCCGAUCUCUUCCGCUAUGCGGCCAUCGACGAGAACCGAUUUCGAGUUAUGCCCUCCUCCUUGGACAUGCAAGAUGAGCGCAGCCGGAUCCUAUGGAUCGUUGAAACGCGAUUGCUCACCAAUCCAAUCAAUCCCGCGCUGCUUAAUGAGGUAGAUCAUAAGUAUCAUUACUCGAUGGACAGCAAGGAUACGUCGGUGAUAGGUUGGGUGUCGAAGGGGGGGCAAGCGGGGGGGGCAGGGGGGGGGGGGGGGGGGGGGAAUGGGAAGAGCAACGACAUAGGGGUGUGGUGGGUCACCCCCCAUCGGACUGAAUGGAUGGGGGGGGGGCCCAUGAAACAAGAUCUGACGGUGCACACGGGUCCUAGCAUGCUGCUCAUGCUGCAUUCGCUGCACUAUGGAACACGACCAAUCAGCAUAGAGAAGGGGGAGGGUUGGAAGAAGGUGUAUGGGCCGUGUUUGCUGUACUUCAACCAGGGGGGAGCGGGAGGGGGAGUGGGAAGGGAGGACAGCAGCUCGGCGGACGAGCUGUGGAACGAGGCGGUCGCGCAGGCCGUCGUGGAGAAUGCCACGUGGCCGUACACGUGGGUCAGCGAGGGGGAUGCCUACCCGUCGCCGUCGGGACGCGGGUCGGUGAUGGGACGGCUUGUGGUCAUGGAUCCUUACGAGCCGUCGUUGUCGGGAUCCGGAGCGUGGAUUGGAGUCAUCGACAGCGGAAGUGCGCAGGCGGGAGAUUUUCAAAACGAGUACAAAGGGUAAGUGGUGAUAGCUUGCUUGUCCCGUGUUUUUUUUUUUUUUUUUAAUUUUAUAUAUAUAUAUAUAUAUUCAGCCUCCUGAUGAGUCGGUGAAACUCCGACGAAACAGUUUGCCACAGCCCCUCGUUUGUUGUCCUCUUCUCUCUCUCUGCCUACGGUUUACCGGGCAGUUCUGUUUGUGACGAUAUAUAUAUAUAUAUAUCGAUAUAUAUCGUCACAUAUUUUGGUGAGCAUUUCUCGAGUUGGGCUGUGUGGUUGGCGUAAUCUGCAGGACAUCUUCUGUUCAAUUGUUGGCAUGAGAAAGGGGGGUGGGUGGCAUUGCCACACCACUCUCGAAAUGUGCAAAAUGAAAAUGAACUUCCCGC